CUUGUGGAUAAGAUAACCAGCCAUAACAAUAUACAAAGACUGGACUCAUGAUAAAGAAAAUAUAACUCAAGAAACAAUGAAUGCUCUAGUUUCUUCACAACGAUCACCCCUCUACCUCACAAAACCAUCUCCACAAUGGAAAUCAAAGACCCCAAGUCACCACCCUACAAUCUUUCGAAGCCAAAAUAAUCCAUCAACAAGAAGUCGGCUCAACGCAAAUGCCAAAGGCUUUACGAGCAGAAAACCACCACAUGUGAUAAAAGAAAACACCCUUGACAUUAAAACAACCACCUCUAACGAACACAACGGCAGUGACGAUGAAGAACUACCAAAAGAGGUGGUUAAUAGGGUUAUAAAGAGAAUCUUGGUCUCUGUAGGGGUACCUAUGGCUCUUGGGUUGGCAUUCUUGAAAUUUUUUGGAAGUGUUAGAGAGCAAGGUAUUUGGGAUGUGCCGGUAUGGAUAGUAUUUGCUACGACUUUCUUAACUUUUGGGACUUCUGCUCUUGGGAUUGCUUAUGGGGCUUUGUCUGCAAGUCUGGAUCCUAACAAGAAAGGUUCUUUGCUUGGGUUUGAAGAGGUUCAAGAGAACUGGGUUGAGAUGUGGAAAGAAGAAGAUGGAAACAAUUAGUAGAAGGUGAAAUACUAUAAGAAUGUAUGCCUCUACCCAAUAACUAUCACUAGUUCCCUAAAUAGUCAAUGUCUUAAUUGUUUCAGUCUUUCUUCCGCUGGAGUUCUUGAAAAUACCAAGUAAUGUUCACAAGUAUAUUCACUUUCAA
This is a messenger RNA of Ricinus communis (castor bean), 776 nucleotides long. RefSeq lists its product as uncharacterized. The transcript has a single exon. The record is from RefSeq and is a predicted model, not a curated record. NCBI's taxonomy places the organism in Eukaryota, Viridiplantae, Streptophyta, Magnoliopsida, Malpighiales, Euphorbiaceae. Bases 77 to 628 code for a protein of 183 amino acids.